Molecule: messenger RNA, 4604 nt
Organism: Schistocerca cancellata (South American locust)
Lineage: Eukaryota; Metazoa; Arthropoda; Insecta; Orthoptera; Acrididae
Product: SLIT and NTRK-like protein 6
Exons: 5
Coding region: 397-1893 (498 amino acids)
Cellular component (GO): plasma membrane
Molecular function (GO): protein binding
Source: RefSeq, a predicted model, not a curated record
ACGGGUGAAGGUCCACUCCGCGCCAGCCGCCGUACGCCGAGAUCUCCCGGGCAGCCUUCAGUCGAGCAGUGGCGGCCGCUCGCGGUCACCGCAUCCUAGCAACCGGCGACACUGAACGCUGUACGCGUAACUCUGCUGCUUGCUCUCUUAGGCCACUUCUCUCCUUCUCAGCCUGACUUUAACGUGCUACAUCUUGAGACUCCCAUCACGUGUGUUGAUUGCAGAGACACUUUCGCCACCUUUUAGUGAAUCGUGUCAGUUCCUAAGAGUGCCUCGUCGAGUCUGUUACGUCGGUGAAACCUGUAUCUGCGACGACUCCAGUCCAUCAACACAGCAGACGUCCAGCUGCCAGCGAACGGAGCUCGCCUGGAGGCGAAGGGGAAGUCCCGCGGCGCGAUGCGUGCGCUGGCGGCGGCGCUGGCCGUGGCGGCGGCGUUGGCGGGGGCGGAGGCGCUCUCCUACUGGCGGCCCACGACGCCCUCGACGACGACGGUGCGGCCCGAGGAGGCGUGCCACCUGCCGUGCCGCUGCCUGCGGCUCAGCCGCUGGACGCCGCGCAUGCGCGCCCACUGCCUCGUCGUCUGGGACAGCGACCGCCGCCCCCACCCCCCCUUCCAGCUGGACUCCUCCGUCGACGAGGUCGACUUCGCUCGCAGCAGGAUCCACAAAUUAUACGCCGUGCACCUAGAGGGCCUGGAGCGUGUUAAGGUUAUGCACAUGAACGGGGUGGGCCUGGCGUCCAUAACGACCAACGCCUUCGACCAGCUGCCGGACUUGUGGUCGGUGAGCCUGGAGCGCAACCACCUGUCGUCGGUGCCGCCCUUCGUUUUCGUGCGGAACCGGCGACUGCACUACCUGUCGCUGCGCAGAAACAUGCUCACGGUCCAUCCGGGCAUGCCAUUGGUGGGCGCCAGCAGUCUGGAGGUGCUGGACGUGUCCGAGUGUGGCAUCGACGCCGUGUACGAAGCCACCUUCCGCCCGCUGCGCAAACUCCGCCAGCUGCACCUCGAGGGCAACUUGCUGAGGGUUCUGCCAGCUGGAACUACGGCCCAGGUGCCGCAGCUCGUCCGCCUUUUCCUGCAGCGCAAUAAUUUGAUCUUCUUUCCCGGCGAUGCCAUCAAGAACCUGCCGCAGCUGCUGGAGCUGCGGCUGGACGGGAACAGACUGAUGCAGGGCCCCCUGGGCCCGCUGCAGGCGCCCAAGCUGCAGCGGCUGUCGGCGGCGGACUGCGCGCUCCAGUCGGUGCAGCCCGACCUGCUGGCGGCGGCGCCGGAGCUGCGCUACCUGGACCUGCAGGCCAACCGCCUGCGCACGCUCUGGCUGGCCAACGAGUCGGCCGAGGCGCACCUCGUGCUGCUCGACGUGGAGCGCAACCCGCUGGAGUGCGACUGCGCGCUGCGCGACACCUGGAACUGGGCCGAGGAGCACGUGGACGAGGCCAUCGUCUACUGCGGGGAGCCGCCGCGGCCCUGGCAGGACGUGCAGCUCCACAAGCUCGACUGCGACAAGACGGCAGGGCAGACGGCGAGCACGGUGUCCAGCGUCACUGGUGCCACUACUAUUGGCACCGGUAGUGGCGUCACUGCCGGCGCCAGCGAUGGUGCCACUACCGGCGCCAGCACGGGCGGCAGCGAGGCGGGGGCGGCGGCGCUGUGGGCGUCUCUGUCGCUGCUGGCGGUGCUGGCCGCGGUGGGCGGCGCGCUGCUCUUCGUCUACCGGCACGAAGUGCUGGCGCGCUACUUCAGCCCGGAGGCGCGAGCCGCUGCCUCUGGGGGCAACGACGUCCUGCCCCUCGAGCGCAACCACACCAACGCCACCGACGACGUCCCCAUCGGACUGCCCGACAUCGGCCAGCCCCACGAAGGUGGCGUCGCCCCCUGGCUCCGACAGUGACCUGCGCUGCGCCUCUGUUGACGGGGUCCACAUUUUGGGGUGGCUUCUUGGUUGACACCGCCCCAGAUGCCAGUUGCUGACGGCGACAGUGCCACUGAGACUGAGAUGGGGCAACAUAACCUCCAGCGGCACGUAUUUCCAGUGACAGAAUCGAAUCGCGUACCGCCUUCAGUGAGCUCGUCUGUUUCCUUCCCCUCAGUCGCUGUUUCGUGCUCUCUGGAUACAUGUACAGCGACAAAAGACAGUACUCCUGUGUGUCACCAUCCUUAAAAUCCUCAACGUCGCUCCGUGUGUUCUAAGAGCUACACGGUCAGAACGGGAGGGACGAUACCAAAGUGAUCCAAGAGUCCUCUGUGCCAUGCAGGAAUCAUUCAACACGUGUGAUGAUUUACCCAUCAAAAUCCUAUCUUUCUGCACUAUGUCAAAUGGUACAUUGCCUCAUCCGUCAUUUGGGAGGAAUAGUAAUCAGUGCAGGCAUACAGAGACGAACAAAAUGUCGUAGUUUUCCAGUACCAAUAGACUGCGAAUGUUCUGCAUUGGAAACGUUUCAGAACUGUUCCUACUGAAGCGAGGUUAUCACAUCCUGCGUUAUGGCUUCCUUUGCACGCUGCGUGGUUCUUUAGUGGGUACAGGAGCAAGGAUCAGAUGCCGUUCAUGAACGGAGGAUUCGGACAUUAAUUUAUUCUACAUCUAACAUCAAAUAGUAAAAAUAGUACAUAACUUUGUUGCUGUAUUUGCAGCGUCAGUCUCUAACAGUAGAUCUGAAUGCAGAAAUAUAUACAGAUACAAAAGAUUUAUAAAACUGUCACUCUUCAGUACAAUGUCUAUUCAGAAGAUGUCGCGCCCUGGCCACUAUGAAAGUUUGUAACUGUUAUCAACUGGUGCAAAUGCAAAAUGGACUCAGUGCAUGAAUCUUCGAACUUAAGUACACCAGUCGCUAGAGUUGCGGAGAGGGGAUGCUUGCAUCUCAUUGGCAGCGACGUAAUCGUUCGUGGCCAGCGCCCUCAUGCCGCGGUGGCGGCUGUAGGAAACGCGGCGGCGUAAAUGGCGGCUGUAUUUGAAAGUGUGGUCGACCAGAUAACGGCCGAUACCGCACCUACUCGGUUUCUUAAAUAAUUGUGUAAACGUUUCUGACUGUUUGAGGCGCCAAAACUGCAAAGAAGUGGGUCUAAAUGCAGGAGAAUUUACAGUUCCAGAUUCGCACUCAACUGGAUAACAUCAUCAUAUUCAGUGGUGUAAACUGUCCAUCUUGUACUCUAAGGCGUUUAGAAGGUCUUCAUAAACACUGAAACCAUUAAUAACGCACAGUUCCCGAAUUUUUGAUGGUCAUUAAAGCUUAAUGCAUCAGGAACCUGUAUGGACAGAAAGACUCGAACAGUGAUCCAUGCCAUAUGGAAUGCUGUCAACAUGAAGGAAAGUCGCCAGUGAUAAAUGCGAGAAUUUUCACGACUCUUUGUGUAUGAAGUGGUGAUAUUGUUUCUGAUAAACAAGGACGUCUUCGCCGUAUCAUAAGUUCAGCGUAAAAAAAAAACGUGAUAGCAUUACGUACUUGGGAUGGGAGCGCUUCCCACGUUUCAGUGUGGUGCAAUGAAGCUAAGGAAAAAUGUAAGCGUAGCAGGGUUAAUGUGUAUAACAGCCAUUGCAAAAAGUUUGUAAUUCAGCAUUUUGCUGCACGCGAGUGCAUGAAAGGCUACAAUAUUCCACCAACGUAGUGUUACUUAUUAUGACGUUGUGUAUGCAUCCUGAUUCCUAGUCAUUUGUCGGCGAUUCUGCAUACUGAAUAUUGAACGGAAGAGCCGAAAAGGGAUUUGUGAAGAAGUUCUGGAUAAAAAGUGAAGCACGAUACUCGAUUCAACCUUCAGCGUCCCUUAUAAUUUCCAGUGAUGCUAAAUACUCGUACAAGGAAUCAAAUGGCGAAAGAACCGAAGACAAUUAAACUGAGUUCCUAUACGUUCGAGUUCUUCGACCGAAUUCAUUCCUAGUUAUUGUUAUUUGCCAUUACAUUCCAGUUGGCAGUGUUCAGCUUUGUUGACUACGUUUUUGUGAAAAAAAGACGUAUAAAUCGUAUGUAUUUCGUUAUAUGUAAUACUUAUUCAAAUACUAAGUUAAAGCUGCUUAAAAUGAAAUAAGGUACAGUUUUAUUUUUCGCUCGAUUCAAAUUAAAAUAUUAUUGUUAAACACUUAAUUAUAGAAACAGUUUCAUUGUUUAAUAAUGCUUCACCUGACUCAUGCAAAGACUCAAUUUUCCUGCAAAAUGUUUUCCUUAUACUUCCUUGUUAUGUAUGCACAAGGAACAAGAAAAAUUAAAUAUAGAUACAUUGAGUCAACGCUACCGAUCUUAAAGAGACAGAGUCACAGCAUAGAAGUUUAUAAACAAUUUGGCAUCUCAUUUUCUUCUGACAUCAGUUCAAGAGCUCAUACAAUGUUGCAUUCAUUUGAAAAGCAUUAUUACAAUUGACAAUUACAUCCGCAGCUUUUCAUUAAUGAAGAGCUCCACUGAUUAUUGCUAUAUAAAUAUGUUCUUAUUGAUUUUUCUUUAAUUACGUCCUGUGUAUCUCUAUCCAAAUGGCAGUUAAUCAUUCCUGAAAAAAAAAUUGUCUCUUCACUUGAUUCACAAGCACCUAUUGCCCAAUUUAUUUUCAGGUAUUCUUACAAUUCCAUAUUUAUUUAUUUGCAGUAAGUGAUACAAAAUAAACUGUUAUUCGUUUCCA